AUGGACGAGAAUCAGAUCCCCCUUUUAUCCUGUCCUGCUUUUCUAGACCUGAAGAUCACCAAGGCAUCUAUCUCUCUGUGUGUAAUUAGGCAGUGCAAGUUUGCUCACAUAAAUAAUGUUUGGUUGUUAGGGUACCUGCUAACGCGGUGUUCAUCGCGGCGAAUUAGGCCAUUUCUUAAUCUUAUGAGCAUCAAAUUAUCAUCAUCCCAAAGCUGCUCUGCUUUAGCUUCCUCUCCCGCCUCAUUGAAUGUUGGUUUGCAGUUUCUGUUUGGUUUUCAUGUCUGA
Messenger RNA from Triticum turgidum subsp. durum (durum wheat), 285 nucleotides. NCBI's taxonomy places the organism in Eukaryota, Viridiplantae, Streptophyta, Magnoliopsida, Poales, Poaceae. The record is from the annotation of a GenBank genome assembly.